GGCGGCGGCGGCCGGUGGCGGCGGCGGCCAUGGCGGCGGCGGAGGCCGGCGGUGACGACUCCCGCUGCGUGCGGCUGAGCGCCGAGCGGGCCCGGGCGCUGCUGGCCGACGUGGACACGCUGCUGUUCGACUGCGACGGCGUGCUGUGGCGCGGCGAGACGGCCGUGCCCGGCGCGCCGGAGGCCCUGUCGGCGCUGCGGGCCCGCGGCAAGCGCCUGGGCUUCAUCACCAACAACAGCAGCAAGACCCGCGAGGCCUACGCCGAGAAGCUGCGGCGCCUGGGCUUCGGCGGCCCGGCGGGGCCCGGCGCCCGCCUCGAGGUCUUCGGCACGGCCUACUGCACCGCGCUCUACCUGCGCCAGCGCCUGGCGGGCGCGCCCGCCCCCAAGGCCUACGUGCUGGGCAGCGAAGCCCUGGCCGCUGAGCUGGGGGCCGUGGGCGUCGCCUGCGUGGGCGUGGGGCCCGAGCCGCUGCAGGGCGACAGCCCCGGCGCCUGGCUGGAAGCGCCGCUCGAUCCCGACGUGCGCGCCGUCGUGGUGGGCUUCGACCCGCACUUCAACUACAUGAAGCUCACCAAGGCGGUGCGCUACCUGCAGCAGCCCGGCUGCCUGCUCGUGGGCACCAACAUGGACAACAGGCUCCCGCUGGAGAACGGCCGCUUCAUCGCGGGUACCGGCUGCCUGGUCCGAGCCGUGGAGAUGGCCGCCCAGCGCCAGGCCGACAUCAUCGGGAAGCCCAGCCGCUUCAUCUUCGACUGCGUGUCCCAGGAGUACGGCAUCAACCCGGAGCGCACCGUCAUGGUGGGAGACCGCCUGGACACGGACAUCCUCCUGGGCGUCACCUGUGGCCUGAAGACCAUCCUGACCCUCACCGGCGUUUCCACACUAGGGGAUGUGAAGAGUAAUCAGGAAAGUGACUGUAUGUCUAAGAAGAAAAUGGUCCCUGACUUCUAUGUUGACAGCAUAGCUGACCUUUUGCCUGCCCUUCAAGGUUAAAGAUUUAGUGUCUUUAAUCUCCAGAAUAAAACGAAUUGAACACCA
Molecule: messenger RNA, 1040 nt
Organism: Enhydra lutris kenyoni (northern sea otter)
Lineage: Eukaryota; Metazoa; Chordata; Mammalia; Carnivora; Mustelidae
Gene: PGP
Product: phosphoglycolate phosphatase
Exons: 2
Coding region: 30-995 (321 amino acids)
Cellular component (GO): cytoplasm
Molecular function (GO): sn-glycerol 3-phosphatase activity
Source: RefSeq, a predicted model, not a curated record